Phycomyces blakesleeanus NRRL 1555(-) is the source of this 573-nucleotide messenger RNA. RefSeq lists its product as hypothetical. The record is from RefSeq and is a predicted model, not a curated record. The transcript is spliced from 2 exons. Gene Ontology annotation, molecular function: acetate transmembrane transporter activity. Gene Ontology annotation, cellular component: plasma membrane. NCBI's taxonomy places the organism in Eukaryota, Fungi, Mucoromycota, Mucoromycetes, Mucorales, Phycomycetaceae. The annotation marks the transcript as partial.
ACAAUUGCCAAUCCUGGUCCACUCGGUCUCAGUGCCUUUGCCUUGACCACCUUGGUUCUCUCUCUUCAUAAUGCAGGCGCCGGAAUGCCUGCCUCCUCACCCAGCAAUGUAGUCGUCGGCCUUGCUGCAUUCUAUGGCGGUGUUGUCCAGCUCUUGGCUGGUAUGUGGGAAUUCAGAACCGGAAAUACCUUUGGUGCCACAGCCUUUUCUAGUUAUGGUGGUUUCUGGCUCUCUUAUGCCGCAAUCUUUAUUCCUAGCUUUAACAUCCUCGGGGCUUACUCUGCAGAGGGUGUUGCUGCAACUGCUCUGAGCCAUUCGCUCGGAAUUUACCUCAUGGCCUGGGCACUUUUCACAGCUCUCAUGCUCAUCGCUUCCCACAGAUCCUCAGUCGGUCUCAUGGCCUUGUUCUUCUUCCUCACAAUCACUUUCAUUCUCCUUUCUGCCAGCGAAUUCAAUGCCAGUGAACACACAAAGAUUGCCGGAGGUGCCUUUGGUGUCAUCACUGCUUUCGUAGCCUGGUACAAUGCCCUCUCUGGUCUCUUAACCCAAGACUCUUCUUACUUCCUUCUUCCC